GAAAUCGAUAGCAUCCGCCUAUCGGAAUCGAAGUGUUUUGCACGAACAUCGAACUUUAGCUCCGCUCCGGACACGCAGUAGCUAAAUAACAAACUCAUUACUAGUAUAUUACUGCCGCCGAUUUGCAAACGCGUACCGAUCCCGAUACCAGGCCAAUCGCACUCCCCAGUUCGAAUCAAGCAGGAAAAUACCGGAUAAUAAUUGGCAAAGAUGCAGAUCAAAGAAUUCCGUGUGACUUUGCCAUUGACUGUGGAAGAGUAUCAAGUUGCACAAUUAUUCUCGGUGGCCGAGGCGUCAAAGGAGAAUACGGGUGGCGGCGAGGGCAUCGAGGUGUUAAAAAACGAACCCUUCGAAGAUUUUCCCCUGCUGGGUGGCAAAUACAAUUCCGGUCAAUAUACAUAUAAGAUCUACCAUCUGCAAUCAAAAGUUCCAGCCUACAUAAGACUAUUGGCACCCAAGGGCUCAUUGGAGAUCCACGAGGAGGCAUGGAAUGCCUAUCCCUAUUGUCGAACGAUUAUCACGAAUCCUGGUUAUAUGGAUAAAAACUUUAAAAUAGACAUUUAUUCGCAACACAUAGAAAAUGACCUUGGCACUGUUGACAACGUGCACGAGCUGACGCCGGAUAAGCUGAAAGUGCGAGAGAUAGUGCACAUCGACAUUGCCAACGAUCCGGUGCUGCCCGCGGACUACAAGCCCGAUGAGGAUCCAACCACCUACCAGUCAAAGAAGACGGGCCGCGGUCCCCUGGUGGGAUCCGACUGGAAAAAGCAUGUUAAUCCUGUCAUGACCUGCUACAAGCUGGUCACGUGCGAGUUCAAAUGGUUCGGCCUGCAAACAAGAGUAGAGAAUUUCAUACAGAAAUCGGAGCGUCGCCUCUUUACAAACUUCCAUCGCCAAGUUUUCUGUUCAACCGAUCGCUGGUACGGUCUAACAAUGGAGGACAUUCGCGCCAUCGAGGACCAGACGAAGGAGGAGCUGGACAAGGCGCGGCAGGUGGGCGAGGUGCGGGGUAUGCGCGCGGAUGCCGAUUAAGUCUAGUAGAAAAUUGUAAACAAAAUAUGUGUAUGUAAAAAUCAGGCAAAACAAGAAAACAAAACUAAAAGGCAAAGAAAAGCAAAACAAAGCAAAACAGAUUAAUGAAAUUGAGAUAAAAUUGCAUAAAUAAAUUUACGAUAUAAACUAACACCAUGAAAACAAAAUGAAACAAAAUUAAAGCAAUGUGAAGCCACAGCAGCGUCAACUGAAACAAAGGCAAACUAAGCGAACACCAAGUGUACGGCAACCGCAGCAGCAAAGCUUAGUACUAGUGUAGCACACGACAACAAAUUAAAGAACCCGAGAAACGGUUGCAACCGCAGUAAGUUAGUUAAGUUCCUUCCACUGCACUGUAUGUAAAAUGUAACCAGGAUGCCGAACAACACAAAGGACAUCUGUUGACGACACUCUCCUCCACGCAUGGCCAGCACCACGUCUAAGACCAUUGUUUAAGUUGCAUUUUGUAAAUUGUGAAAUAAACCAAAUGACAGUUAAUGUAAAAAGUUAAACGCAAACAUCCGACCUGCAGGGGAGGGCAAGAGGUGGGAGAUAGGAGCAGUUUGAAUAUGUGAUUUUCUGAGAACAUGUAUGUAAAUAGGAGCCUAUGCAGGUCUUUGUCUAUUUGCAUUCAUUGGCUAUGCAUCUGUGGUCUGCAUGUGAUUUGCAUUUCAAAAAGUCAAUGUAUAACAAUCCAAUCCCAAGAUAACCACGAAUACGAGGAGAGUCUGGGGGGUCUUGGCCUGGAUUGACUUGGCAAACAGUUGCCUUUCAUGGGUUAGCUUGAAUGAUUUAUGAACCGCUUGCGAGUGGAGUUAGCUGUGAUCUACGAUUGCAUUACAGUCCAUCUGGCUGCGAAGAAUAACAACUUCAUAUUGUAAUGGGAAUUGCCCAAGAUUAUUUGUUAUUCCAUUUUCGAACAGUUUUCAAAGACACCAAACAACACUAGAUAACUGCCAAUAUCUGAAAUGCCCAAACAAGAGGAAUCCUUGAAUUAAACCACCUUAGAUACACCGCACUCUUCUGCUAUAGCCACAUAUCCUGAAAGUCGCCUCGUACUUUUUACUAUCUGCCUACGUAGUUCUGCUCAAACAAAGAAAUAGCUCUUGAAGUCUAUGUAAAAUUAAUGAUCUAUCUAUGAAACGUCCAUUUUGAAGCUAUAACCUCUAUCAAAGCCAAAAAUAUUGAAAGCUUUUAACGUAAUCAAUCAUUAGUGAUGCUAUAUUUUCAUGAUCUUAAAACACACAAAUGAGCGAACAGGUGCCCAGUAGAAUGAGAAAUUAAACAGCAAGUGAAUUUAAUUGAACCUCAUAGGCUUAAAGCAGUCAGCUAGCACUAUAUGGUACUGGUAGUGGGGAUUGUAGAUGGGCUGGUUGGGAAAUCCGGGGGCUUUUAACAAGUAUUGCAUACGAAAUGGGGACAAGCAGCAUUUUAUUUUUAUAGCCAAUCGGUUCGAACACACAGACAUCCACUUAGCACACCGAAUGCAUCUGCAUCAGCACAAUACUAUACAUUUGUACAUACAUACAGAGAGGACACUUGAAGCUGGGGAGAGUACUUAAAAAAUAUAAUAUUGAUAAAAGUAUAAUGCGUUACGAGAUAUUCCAUAAAGUAUAAAUUGCAUCAAAUUGUUAUUUUCUGUGAGUUCUCGUUCCUUCCUUGUUCGUUUGUUGAUUGAAUUGGUUGGUUCCAUUAUUUAUUCAGCUAUCGUAUAUUACGCAAUGUGUGUGUGUGUGAAAUUUACAUUUACCAGAAAAAUAACUUUUUGCCAAGCAACGCUCUAAAUGUUUACUCGAAUUUACUUCAACUAAUUCGCAGGAUGUCGAAUGUCUAAAACGAAUGCUUACUUCCUACAAAGGACUAUUGCGAUUAAGUCGCUGGUAGGGGAAUGAGCGAAAAGCUCGGCGUGGUCGAGUUUAGAUUUUCUCAAACUUUAUUUGUAGCAAACUGUCGAGGGACUCAAACUUCAACAAUAACUCCUUUUAGGUCCCAUCAACCCCUACCAAUAUCUCAUUCGAAAGGCACACAUCUAGAAGGAACACCAAAAUUUAGGCAUUAAAAUAAAAUAUACACAACAAUUUAGACAAAUUAUAAAGAUAGAAUCUCUCAUUAAACGAAAGGCAAACGAAGCCAGGAUCAAUAGAUCGACAUAAAAUAAAUUUCAAUAUUUGAAAUACUUCGCGUUCAAUUUUUCUCGUAUGAAAGACCCAAUUAAAAGCAAAAACUAUUUAAUUAAUGCUGUUAAUUAACGUAUAAUUUGACAACGUAAUACAGAUGAUAAUAAUAAUUAUAUAUAUAUACACCAUAAACGAUUUUUAAAAUAAGCUGAAUAAAAUUGAUAUAUGAGUAACACGUUAUAAGCUGUUAAAAGUAAAACGAAACCAAAUAAAACGGAUACAAAUUGUAUUGUAGUACUUAUUUUAAUUGAAGAAAAUAAAGCAUUAUUAAUUAUAUAUAAU
Molecule: messenger RNA, 3491 nt
Organism: Drosophila melanogaster (fruit fly)
Lineage: Eukaryota; Metazoa; Arthropoda; Insecta; Diptera; Drosophilidae
Gene: vib
Product: vibrator
Exons: 9
Coding region: 211-1032 (273 amino acids)
Biological process (GO): intermembrane lipid transfer; lipid translocation; phospholipid transport
Molecular function (GO): phosphatidylinositol transfer activity
Source: RefSeq, marked reviewed